Messenger RNA from Marmota flaviventris (yellow-bellied marmot), 1752 nucleotides. RefSeq names its product polynucleotide kinase 3'-phosphatase (gene Pnkp). The record is from RefSeq and is a predicted model, not a curated record. Gene Ontology annotation, biological process: DNA repair. Lineage: Eukaryota; Metazoa; Chordata; Mammalia; Rodentia; Sciuridae. Gene Ontology annotation, cellular component: nucleus. Gene Ontology annotation, molecular function: polynucleotide 3'-phosphatase activity; ATP-dependent polydeoxyribonucleotide 5'-hydroxyl-kinase activity; double-stranded DNA binding.
CGCCCUCUGGGUAGCCGACAGAACCUCUCGCAGAGCCUUCCUGGUCGGAGCGGCGAGCACGCGUGAGAGUUGGGGGUGUACGCGCGACGCUCUCGGCCUUUGCCGGGAGAGGCCGGCAGCAGGAUGGCUGAGGAGGAGGUCCAGGGCCGCCUGUGGCUGGAGAGCCCCGCUGGGGGAGCUCCUCCCAUCUUCCUGCCUUCAAACCGGCAGGCUCUGGUCCUGGGCCGGGGUCCCCUCACCCGUGUUACGGACCGGAAGUGCUCCAGAAACCAAGUGGAGCUGGUUGCAGACCCUGAGACCCGGACAGUGGCUGUGAAACAGCUGGGCAUUAACCCUUCAACUGCUGGAACCCAGCAGUUGAAACCAGGGUUGGAGGGCUCUCUGGGGGUGGGGGACACACUAUAUUUGGUCAAUGGCCUCCACCCACUGACCCUGCGCUGGAAAGAGACCCAUACAUCAGGAUCCCAGCCAGAUACUCCGCCUGGCACCUCUCCAGUAGCUUCAGAUGAAGAGCAGGAGAAGGAUGCUAAGCAGCAGAAAAAGCGCUUAAGGAAGUCAUCCCCUGGCUGGGAGAGCUUGGAGAAGCUGCUAGUGUUCACAGCACCUGGGGUGAAGCCUCGGGGCAAGGUAGCUGCCUUUGAUUUGGAUGGGACCCUCAUCACCACCCGCUCUGGGAAGGUGUUUCCCACUGGCCCCAGUGACUGGAGGGUCUUGUACCUAGAGAUUCCACGCAAGCUGAAGGAGUUGGAAGCAGAAGGCUACAAGCUGGUGAUCUUCACCAACCAGAUGGGCAUUGGACGAGGGAAACUGCCAGCAGAGGAGUUCAAGGCCAAGGUGGAGGCUGUGGUAGAGAAGCUGGGGGUUCCCUUUCAGGUGCUGGUGGCUACACAUGCAGGCCUGUAUCGGAAGCCGGUGACUGGCAUGUGGGACCAUCUGCAGGAGCAGGCCAACGAGGGCGUGCCCAUCUCUAUGGGGGACAGCAUCUUCGUGGGAGAUGCAGCAGGCCGCCCAGCCAACUGGGCCCCUGGCCGUAAGAAGAAAGACUUUUCCUGCGCUGACCGAUUGUUUGCGCUCAACCUUGGCCUGCCCUUCGCCACCCCGGAGGAGUUCUUCCUUAAGCAGCCCACAGCAGCCUUUGUCCUCCCAGCAUUUGACCCGAGGACUGUCUCCUGCUCAGGGCCUCUCUGCCUCCCAGAGUCCAGCUCCCUCCUGAGCUCUGACCCAGAGGUGGUUGUCGCCGUGGGAUUCCCUGGGGCUGGGAAGUCCACCUUCCUCAAGAAACAUCUCGUGUCAGCUGGGUACGUCCACGUGAACAGGGAUACGAUAGGCUCCUGGCAGCGCUGUGUGAGCACCUGUGAGGCAGCUCUGAAGCAGAGGAAACGCGUGGUGAUCGACAACACAAAUCCAGACAUCCCGACCAGGGCCAGGUAUGUCCAGUGUGCCAGGGAUGCAGGUGUUCCCUGCCGUUGUUUCCUCUUCACUGCCACAUUGGAGCAGGCUCGCCACAACAACCGGUUCCGGGAGAUGACUGGCUCCUCUCACACACCAGUGUCAGAUGUCGUCAUAUUCGGCUACAGGAAACAGUUUGAAGCUCCUACGGUGGCGGAAGGCUUCUCUGCAAUCCUGGAGAUCCCAUUCCAGCUGCAGCUAGAGCCGCAACUAGAGCGACUCUACCGGCAGUUCUCUGAGGGCUGAGUUGCCCAGCCCCAUGCUCCCCUCCCUGACCUGGCAAUAAAUGCUAUUUUUCUCCAA